Messenger RNA from Psylliodes chrysocephalus, 480 nucleotides. NCBI's taxonomy places the organism in Eukaryota, Metazoa, Arthropoda, Insecta, Coleoptera, Chrysomelidae. The record is from the annotation of a GenBank genome assembly.
AUGUACAAUAUUGAAAAACCACAGAAAGCAAUACAAGAUAGAUGUAAGUACGUAUCUAAUGAAAAAUCAAAGCUGAGAUGCUCUCAGUUUACUGAAGAUGACCGAAAAUCAGUAUUUAAGCAAUUUUGGAAGAUGUCUUGGAGUGAAAAGCAGGUGUUCAUAACAACGCAAGUUGAAAGUAAACACACAGAAAGAAGCAGAAACAGGAGAAAGGAGGAAACCAGCAGAAGAACGUGCAUCUACAUUUUCUCUCUGAAGAAAGCAGAUCGGACCAAAAUAAGAGUAUGCAAAACUUUAUUCGCCAAUACAUUAGCUAUUAAACAGUGGACCAUUAAUAACCGGUUGAAGCAAAAUCUCAACAUAUCCCAGCAAGAAAAAAAGAAAAAAGAAGAUCAAACUGACAUUGAAAAUAACCAAACGGAAAUUAAUAAAAAAAAAAGCAGAGAACUAAGAAGAAAUCGUUUAAAAGAAUUUUUUUGA